GUUGUCCCUCGGUUAUCCCAGGACUCUCUUUCUCUUUCCCACUGAUGCGUCGAGGCGUGCCAGUGUGUUCAUGUGAUGCAGGAAGGAUGUGUCCUAAAAGAGUUUGCAUCAAGCCAAACUGCAUCACUUCUGAGUCUGACACCGUUCAGCACUCGGAUAUUCCCCCUUUCGUUUUGCAGUUACAUCGGGUGAAAGGGAAGAAACCGAAGAGAACGAGAGAAGGAUUGUGAAAUGGGAGCUACGGCAUCAUCCGCGCAACAAGACAGCAGAUGUGAGGAGGAAGCAGCGGCGGAGGAGCUCACUGCAGCGGCGAGCGAUGCUCAGGAUGACGGCAGUGCUGAUGACAAGUUAUUACAGAAAAACGGGCAGAUCUCCAGUUUGAAUGUAAAGACAAGGAAUCAUGCAGAUGAAUUAAAUGGCAACUUUGAGGAGAGAGUACUUGCAGAUGUUGGCUCAGGGUUUGUUACUCUGAAAGAAUAUAGCACAGAAACAAUUGAAGACCUCCAGGAAAUGGAUGCUCUUCAACCAGUCACAAAGAUUGAGAGCACAGAGAUGGUUAAUGCAGAUAGUAUGAUUGUGAAGGAGGAAACUGUGGAGGACAACCAAGUGAAUGAUAUCAAUGAAGUUGGCUUCAAAAAAAUCUUCAGAUUUGUUGGAUUUAAGUUUACCCUAAAAGAAGACUCAUGUGAAAAGACUGAAUCAGAUGAAGAAGAAGAAAAAAUCACAAGUCCCUCAGAGGACUCCAGUGACACCCAGGAGAACAGUGCAGUGGCAGCAAAUGAAAACACACCUGAUGAGACUCGAAAAAGUGAGGUGUCUUCCCAGCCUGAUGCAGCUGAACCCUCUCAACAAACAGACAAUGAAAAAGAGCUGGAUCAGGACAUAAAGAUAGUGGAACAUCAUGUGGAGGACACACCUGAGAAAGAACUGGAAAAAGAAGGAAGUCCUGAGCCGGAAGAACCGAUGUCACCAAUCAAGCAAUUCUUUACACAAGGACUCUUUGCCAGUUUAAGAAAGAAAAAGAUAGAAGAGGAAAUGCAAAAAGAGAUUAAGGAAGAGGAACUCAAAAGAACUGAGAGAAUGGGUGUAGAAGAGGCCGAAAAAGAGGACAGUAAAUGUAUACGCCUUGAUAUCCCUUAUAUUACAUCAGAGGAAGAAAAAGAUUCACAGGAGAAAGACAAUGAAAAGUUGUUACCUGAAGUAGAGCUUCAGAAUUCUCUAGGAAAAGAUAAGGUACAAGGAAGUCCACUUAAAAGACUUUUCAGGAAAUUUUCCACAAGAAGGCAGCGAGAAAGUAAAGCUGCAGAAAAGGUGAUUGAGGCAGAGGAACAAGUCUCUGAACAGCCGAAACCAUCCUCGGAAUUGGCAGAGCUUGCAAAAGUGGAGGAACCAGUGGUUGGGGACCCAAAACCUGCUGAAGAGGAGCUGGUGGCUGAUGUAAGCCCUCAAGAGUCCAAAAAGAAAUCUGACACCACCGUUUCCUGGGAGGCACUGAUUUGUGGUGGUUCUGCUAAAAAAAGAGCUAGAAAAACAAAUGAGGAUGAAACGCCAGACAAAGGAGAGGAAUAUGAGAAAACAACUGACUCUCCACUGGGAAGUUCCAUUGAGGGCGAUUUUGAUCAUCUCACAUCAUCUAAUGAACAAACUGGAAGUCCUGCAGAGGGAGAGAUGGGAUCCACAUGGAAAACGUUUAAAAAAAUGGUCACCCCGAAGAGAAAGGUCAGAACUGGAGAAAGUAGUACCCCUGAGCAGAUACCUUCAGACAGUGAGAUGAACAAAGACGAACCAUUUUCUAGGAAGAAACUCAUUCCAGGGCAUAAAAAGAGAAAAUCAGAUGAAAGGAAAGACCAGACAUCCUCCGAUGAGGCUGCAAAGGAUCAUGAAACAGGUGAUGAAGAUGAUGAAACCCCAGCUAUUAUUCCUCUGUCUGAGUAUGAAAUAAUUGAGCCUGAAAGUCUGAAGGAGGUGCAUGAGCAACGAGUUGAAAUCACAAUAGAACAUGAGAUGCCAGAGAUGACUUCACAAGUGUUAGAACAGGACACAUCUAAUAACUUUGUGCCCAAAAUUGCAGCUAAAGUUCCAAUUAACACUGGACCAACAGUCAUACGUGGAUUAUCAGAAGACUUUGAAGAAUUUACAGACUUUGUGAGCAAACAUCAGCAACUGAGUGAUAUUCCAGAAGAAGGCAUCAAUGAGGAAAGCAUUGAAACACCAGUAUCAUCUGCUGAGUGGACAACACAGGAUGACACCUUAGCUGAGGACAUUGUGGAGUUGACAGCAGAACUAUCAAGUGAACAAUUUAUUGGGGAUGACACUACUGAAAUGGUCUCGGCAGUCUCGCAACUAACCGAUUCACCCAGGUCAUCUGGGCAUGUUACACCAGUGUCAGCUGAAUAUGGCAUACAUACAUCAGAUGUGAUCCUACAGGAAGCUAUUCAAUCUAUCUGCAUGACUCCAAGUUUUCAGUCAGUUACUACAAAAGAUGAAAGCCAAGAAUCUCUGGCCGUGUCAUUUUCACCUUAUAUUGUACAGUCCUCCACAACAGAGCAAACAAAGGUUUUGGUUGCACAUAAGAAAACUGAGGCAACAGCAAUAUGUACAGGCCUAGAAUCUCAAGAAAUAGAAUCUGUUUAUGAACAUCCUCCUGCACCCUUAGUGGAGGUAAUACCUGAAGUAAGUGAUGCUGUCCCAACUGAAUUAGUCUCUGAUAACUUUACAAAUGAAACUGAAAUUGCAGGACUUUGGACAGAUAAGGUCUAUGAGGCUGAAAUUAAGGAAAUAAAGACUGAGUAUCAGGAAGUAAUUGUAAGUGAAAAGGAAUCUGCCAUUGAAACUGAGCUAAGUGUAAAGCAAGUUAUUCAAUUAGUGGCAGAGCCUCUUGUGGGAGAAUCAGAGGAGACUGAUAUGGAGGAACAAAUAGAGGAAUGUACAACUGGUAUUGAACUCAGACAGGUGAUUGAGACAAUGCAAAGUGAAGCUGGGCUGGAACAGUUUAUGUCAGACUACACCCAUGGUCCUGAAACAGAGUGUCCACUGCAUUCAGUGUUAGAGGAACCUGUAUAUGAACAACCAGUAGCUGCUGAACCUGAAAAAGAGCUCACGCUUUCAGAUGUUGAAUUGUACGUUGCUGAGUAUGAUCAACCUGCAUCCACUGAAGUAGUUGAGUCUUUGACACAUGGUGAUAUAGACAGCAGUCCUGGCACUACCACAAGUAAAGAAGUCAAAGAAAUAGAAAUGAAUGCUUCUGCUGUGGAGUGUCUGGAAAUCACAGAGACUGAUAGUAUUAUAAGUCCAAUUUCAGAUCACAUACAGGCAGAGAAACUGGAAUUAGAAGGGAGUUUAAAAUUAGAAGCAGUUGAAUCAAUACAUGUUGAUGCCUGUGAAAUACAAGUUGACGUAAAAGAUGCAGUCUUAUUAGCAGGUGAUUCAGCGGUGACUGUGGAGAACAUCAGUGGGAAAAUGGAAGAAAAAGAUUAUGAAAAAAUGGCACAGCAGGACAUUAAGGAAAUACAUGUAGAAGAAGAGACAGGGGAUGUUAUUACUUCAGAAGUCGUUAAAAAUAUUGAGGUUGAAAAUAUUUCAGAAGCUGGAGAUAAAUCAUUAGCCAGAGAACAGCUGCCAGCCAAGGAGGUGUCUCUUCCAGAACCAGUAUUAGUUGAAGAGGCUGAAGAGCUCCAUAAAGAAGACAUUCAAAUACAUUUGGAUGAUAAAGUGGAAGACAGUGCAACUGACAGAACGGAUGGGAUUUUUGUGAAAGAGGAAGAGGAACAUGCAGUGAAGGAAGGGCGACCUCUGACAGACAGCAAUGAAACUUUUACUGAUAAAUCUCCUGAAAUAAUUGUUGAUGCAGGAAGUGAAAUUGGAGACAUGGUUUAUAAAAUAAGAGAACACACAGUUGUUUCUGCACUUUCAAAAGAUGUAUCUGAGCACACAGAAACACCAGAAGAGCCUGAUGCUAGUUCUGAAGUCAUACUAAAACCUCUAGAGAUAGUAUUGCCAAAAGUUGAAGCAAAACCUGUAGCAACAGAAAUUGUGGUUUCUCAAACAGAAGACUGGUGUCAAGACUCCAAACCAAGUCCAGAACUUCCCAAAGAGAAUGCACAACCAGCAACAACGGAGAAUAUUAAGACUGGUAAAGUUUUAGGGAUGGUUGCCAUUAUUGAGAACACAACAAAACAAUCUGGGAAAGAGAGGCCUAUGGUGUCUGAACCAGUAACACAGGUACUUGCAAAAUCUAAACUACCAAAAGCAACAGAACAAGAGGGUGAAGCAAUAGGUGGUGACCAGGCCCCAGCAAUGACAUCGUCAGAAAUGAAAGAAACAACAGUUCCAGAAGAAAAAGAUACAAUGGCUGUUGCUCCCAAACCAGAACCAGAAGGGUUUGAUUCAGGGCCGGCUAUGAUUGAAGUGCCUACAAUCACAGAGCUGGCACAAAAUUAUACUGCUGCAGAAAUAGAGGUUAGUAAUAUGAGUGAAAAGAAGAAUGAAGAAGAUGAAAAUGCUAGUCUAAAAUGUGAACCUCAUGAACAAGUAACAGAAAAGAUACUGUCAAAUGAGUUGCAGGUAGACAAGACAGAAAUUAAAGAUGAAAUAACUGCAGUAAUGGAAAUAACACCCACUGCACAAGAAUCACCACUGACCUCUGAAGUUACAGCAAAAAUGCCAGAAGUUGCUGUUUCUGAGAUACAGUCACAAGUAGUGAGUGAACUCAGGGCUGAGACACUUGAAGUGACAGAACCAAAGGUAGAAAUUACAGUGGCAUCAGAAGUGAAAGUAGAGACAACUGUAGAAACACCAGUUUUUUCUGUCACAGCAGUAAAAUCAACUCCAGCUGCAGUAGAGAAAACAGCCGUGUCCCCUGUAGUAGAGAUCCCAGCCACAGUAACAUCUGUUGUGGAGACUCCAGCUGUUGUUUCAGUUGAAGAGACUGUACCUCCAGAAGAGGUUACACUAGAUGUGACCUCAUUUGCAGAAACACCUGUGAGACAAGUAAUUGAAACUCCCAUUGUCUCCAUCACAUCAGUAAAACCAACUGUAUCUGAAGUGGCAAAGACACCAGACACUGCUAUGAUUUCAAUGACAGUGGCAGAAGCUGUAUCUCCUGUAGUAGUUACAUCAGCUGGAACUCCAAUAGCAUCAGAAACAGUUAUGAUCCCAGAAGUAAAAACCUCAGUAGUAACUUCGGCUGCUGAGACAUCACUUGUGACACCAGUGGUAGAAACACCAGCUCAGAUUUCAGUAAUUGCAACACAUGCAGCGCCUCCAGUUACACCAGCAGCAUCAGAAACAUCAGCUGUGAUCCCAGCUGUAGAAACAGCUGUUGUUGCAGUUCCAGUUGCAGUGGUUAAGACACCAGUUGUGACCCAAUUAGUACAGACACCAGGUCAGGUUUCAGUGAUGGUAACAGAGACUGUCCCUCCGGUAGUUGUUUCAGAAGAGACUGCAGCAGUAGAAACACCUGUUGAGUUCCCAGUAUUACAAACUCCUGUUGUAAAUUCAGCUUCAGUUGCAGUGGAUAAGACACCAGUUGUGACCCUAGUGGUACAGACACCAGGUCAGGUUUCAGUGAUGAUAACAGAGACUGCACCUCCAGUAGAUGUUUCAGCAGUGACUGCAGCAGUAGAAACACCUGUUGUGAUCCCAGUAGUAGAAACUCCCAUUGUAAAGUCAACUCCAGUUGCAGUGGUUGAGACACCAGUUGUGACCCCAGUGGUACAGACACCAGGUAAGGUUUCAGUGAUGGUAACAGAGCCUACACCUCCAGUACUUGUAUCAGUGGUGACUGCAGCAGUAGAGGCACCUGUUAUAAUUCCAGUAGUAGAAACUCCUGUUGUAAAGUCAACUCCCGUUGUAGUGGUUGAGACACCAGUUGUGACCCCUGUGGUACAGACACCAGGCCAGGUUUCAGUGAUGGUAACAGAGCCUACACCUCCAGUACUUGUAUCAGCGGUGACUGCAGCAGUAGAAACACUUGUUGAGAUCCCAGUAGUAGAAACUCCUGUUGUAAAGUCAACUCCCGUUGUAGUGGUUGAGACACCAGUUGUGACCCCUGUGGUACAGACACCAGGCCAGGUUUCAGUGAUGGUAACAGAGCCUACACCUCCAGUACUUGUAUCAGCGGUGACUGCAGCAGUAGAAACACUUGUUGAGAUCCCAGUAGUAGAAACUCCUGUUGUAAAGUCAACUCCCGUUGUAGUGGUUGAGACACCAGUUGUGACCCCUGUGGUACAGACACCAGGCCAGGUUUCAGUGAUGGUAACAGAGCCUACACCUCCAGUACUUGUAUCAGCGGUGACUGCAGCAGUAGAAACACUUGUUGAGAUCCCAGUAGUAGAAACUCCUGUUGUAAAGUCAACUCCCGUUGUAGUGGUUGAGACACCAGUUGUGACCCCUGUGGUACAGACACCAGGCCAGGUUUCAGUGAUGGUAACAGAGCCUACACCUCCAGUACUUGUAUCAGCGGUGACUGCAGCAGUAGAAACACUUGUUGAGAUCCCAGUAGUAGAAACUCCUGUUGUAAAGUCAACUCCCGUUGUAGUGGUUGAGACACCAGUUGUGACCCCUGUGGUACAGACACCAGGCCAGGUUUCAGUGAUGGUAACAGAGCCUACACCUCCAGUACUUGUAUCAGCGGUGACUGCAGCAGUAGAAACACUUGUUGAGAUCCCAGUAGUAGAAACUCCUGUUGUAAAGUCAACUCCCGUUGUAGUGGUUGAGACACCAGUUGUGACCCCUGUGGUACAGACACCAGGCCAGGUUUCAGUGAUGGUAACAGAGCCUACACCUCCAGUACUUGUAUCAGCGGUGACUGCAGCAGUAGAAACACUUGUUGAGAUCCCAGUAGUAGAAACUCCUGUUGUAAAGUCAACUCCCGUUGUAGUGGUUGAGACACCAGUUGUGACCCCUGUGGUACAGACACCAGGUCAGGUUUCAGAUAUGGUAACAGACACUACAUUUCCAGUAGUUGUUUCAGCAGUAACUGCAACAGUUGAAACACCUGUUAUGAUCCCAGUAGUAGAAAGUCCAGUAGUAAAGCCAGCUCCAUUUGCAGUGGUUGAGACACCAGUUUUGACUCCAGUGACACAGACACCAUGUCAGGUUUUAGUGGCAGUACCAGAAGCUACUCCUCCAGUAGUUGUUUCAGCAGUGACUGCAGCAGCAGAAACACCUGUUGUGAUCCCAGUAGUGGAAACUCCAACUCCAGUUGUAGUGGCAGAGACACCAGUUGUAACACCAGUGAUGAUGACACCAACUGUGACUCCAGUAGCGGAAAGGUCAGUUGUGAGCCUAGUACUAGAAACUACCACAGAAGCACCAACUGCAAUUGCAAUGGCAGAGAGACCUGUUAUGAUCCCAGUGGUACAGACACCAGCUCUAGUUUCAGGGAUUGCAAAAGAGGCUGCACCUCCAGUAGUUCUACCAGCAAUGACUGCAGGAGUAGAAGUAAAGCCACCAGUGGCAGAGACACCAUUUUCAUUACCAGAAGUGCCUGCUGCGAUCCCAGCAGUGCAAACACCAGUUACAGAGCAGGUAGCACAGACACCGACGACACCAGCCAUGCUCUUGGUAAAGGCAACAUCAGUUGUAACUGGGAUGGAGGCACCCACUGUGACUACAUUAGAAAAGGCACGACAGAAGACACCAGUAGAAGAGACACCUACUUUAUCCCCUGUGAUGAUGGCACCAGCUAUUGCCGCAGUUGUAGUAGCAACAGCGCCACCUGUUGCUACACCAGAAGUAAAGAAAGCAAUGUUGCAGGUAGUUGAACAGGAGAAAAAGGAAGCAAAGUCAGAGGCUUCAGUUGUGUCUAAAGAUGUUGAACCACCAUUUGUGGCUGCGAAAGAGGUAAAGACAUCAGUUUUAACUCAAGAGUGUAUAUCAGAUGAAGAAAAUGGGAAGGUUUCCUUGCGGCAUACUUCAACAGAACCUCAGUCAGAGGUAGAGGAGGAUGUGUGGGAGGAUGCUGUAGAUAAUAUUGGAGAUUCCCCGUGUCAGGUGACACACACAGAGGAUGCACCCCAAGAUACUGCUGCUAAACAAAUAUCUGAUGCUGCAAUUUGAUAGUGGCAUGCUAAACCAGAUGAAAGAUUUGAAGUUGAGUUGGUAAGUCAUUUUAUUACAUUGCAUUCAGUUAUCAGUCAUUUUUGAUGUCGGAUUUAAAAAAAAAAAUCAUAACACUGAUUCUAUCAUUUCAGGUGCAAGUUUAACAAGGAAAAUUCAGAACAUUUAACACCUGGAAGAGGCUGUGCUCAGCACAAAAUCAGCUGGGAUUCACAUUUCUGACAACAAAGAAAUGACCAAACCACUGAGAAGUAAAAUUGCAUCAUUAAAGUUCCCUUAAGCAAAAGUGAAACCAAAAACAGUAGUUAUUCAGUUGAGAGGCUGUUUUUUGAUCAUUAACUACAUUUUUACAUUUUACUUUGAUGCAGAAAAUAUUUCAACAUAUAAAACCCUUCAAAAGCAGCUAUUUUGUCAUUUUUACUGAGGAAUUUUUGAAUAAUUAUUCAUACAUUAGCAUAAGCUUAUGCCACAUUAUAUCAUGUUGUUACAUAUCUAAAAAAAAAAAACAUUUGUACACAUGCAUUAUAUCUUGACCAUUUGGCAUAUUUAGCAUAAGAAAAUGAUUGUCAUUGUAGAAUGGGCAAUUCCUGGUAUUUAAAGAUAUUUACUAAAUCAAGGUUAAUUUCAUUUUGAACCAUCAUAUACCUCUUGAUUUGCAUCUAGGAUACAUUUAUUUUAUACUCUAAAUACGAUGUACAUUUUACCAAAUCUGUAAUGAGCAAAUCACUAUCAUGCUCUAUCAAAGAGAGAUUUAGACAGAAUUCAGUCAGCUGUAGUCAAUGACUGAAAAUGACAGAUUGUUUUACAAAGAACAGUCAAAAUCUUAUCAAACUCAUGAUUUAUUUUUGUUGCCAUGUCAUUGUUAUGAAUAUUUUUAUUUGUAAUUUACAGAAACACCCAAUCUUAG
Messenger RNA from Sinocyclocheilus grahami, 8968 nucleotides. RefSeq names its product A-kinase anchor protein 12-like. Gene Ontology annotation, cellular component: cytoplasm. Gene Ontology annotation, molecular function: calmodulin binding; protein kinase A binding. Gene Ontology annotation, biological process: regulation of protein kinase C signaling; signal transduction. The record is from RefSeq and is a predicted model, not a curated record. NCBI's taxonomy places the organism in Eukaryota, Metazoa, Chordata, Actinopteri, Cypriniformes, Cyprinidae. The transcript has 3 exons. Bases 232 to 8061 code for a protein of 2609 amino acids.